This is a messenger RNA of Malania oleifera, 495 nucleotides long. RefSeq lists its product as uncharacterized. Bases 138 to 311 code for a protein of 57 amino acids. NCBI's taxonomy places the organism in Eukaryota, Viridiplantae, Streptophyta, Magnoliopsida, Santalales, Ximeniaceae. The record is from RefSeq and is a predicted model, not a curated record. The transcript has a single exon.
CCUAACUGACCCAAGUUUAGGUCUAGCUGGUAGCGUGGGGAAGGGGCUACGCAAAAGCGUGGGGAUCAAGUCGUUGCCAACAAUUAAUCCAGAUCGGAGCCUCCACCCGAAACCCUAGACCCAUCGAACUCGCUGCAAUGGGUAUAAUCAGAAGCAGCUUCUCCUUCAUGGCGGGAACGCUGUUCGGAGUCUACCUGGCUCAGAACUACAAUGUCCCCAACAUUAGGAAGCUCUCUAACACGGGCCUUGUAAUAGCCAAGCACUUGGAGGAGACGUAUCGGAAACCUAAGAGGAAGGAGGAAGAUGAUUAGUUCCUCCUCUACGAUGUGGUUAGGCACCAGGUUGUCUCCUGCGCUCUUCGCGAUCGAUGGUUUUGUUGUGGAAAGAAAAGAGCUUUGAAUAUAUAAUCAAGUGCUAGUUUCGGCACUGAUCAUUGUUACCCCAUACUUUGUGGAUUUUAUUUCUGAAAUCAUUAAUGAAAUUUUGAUUGUUCUA